CCUGCUCUCCACUUUUAAUCAGCAAAGCUUGACUUCAAACUGCAGGUAGAGGUAUCGCUGCUGCCCGGUGCAUCUACAGGAGGAAUACCAGGAGAAGAUUCCGCAUGGGAUUACGUUUGAAAAGCGGACGGGAUUAUAUUACCUCCUCCUCAGGUUGAACAGUAAUUUAAGAACAUCUGGCUGAGCUGCUGAACCAGAGCAUCAUUCAUCAUGAUCAGAUCCAUUACUGUCAUCUUCUGCGCGUUCCUCUUGUCUUGGGCAUGCUGGGCCAAGCCAAAUGGAUCAAAGAGCAAGAAACCAAAGCAAGUUGUUCCAGAUAUAGAGUGUGACGUCAGAGCGGGGAAGGUUACUGUUCCAGAGUUUAUUGCCAGGUGUCCGGCACGCUGUAAAGAAACCAAGCAGCAGGUCUACGGGACGGGCAUCUAUGCCUCCAUCUCCAGCAUCUGCAAUGCAGCCAUCCAUAGUGGGGUCAUCACAAACGCAGGGGGGAAAGUAAUUGUGAGGAAAAUGGCUGGGCAGAACAUCUACAAAGGCAGCAACUCUAACGGGGUGCGAUCCCUGUCACUACCAAAGUGGAGGGAGUCCUUUGUUGUCUCAGUCGGGAAACCAAAGAAAGGAGUCAUUUACCCUUCCACUCUGGACUACGUUACUUCGAGACCAACAUAUGUGAAGACAGGUCAAAAAGACGCCAAAUCAACAACACUGCCGCCAACAACGACAGCCUCUGAAGUCAUCGCAACCACCCCGGAACCAACCACCACCACAACCACAACAACUGCUCCCACUACCACCACCACUACCACUACACCUCCACCACCACCCACCACCACCAAAGCCAGAGCUGCAGUGCAUAAAGUUAGGGAUGCAGGCAGCAGUCAUCCGUACCUUGCUCAUGUGGCCGCCACAAGUUCAAGACAGUCACAGAGCAUCCAAGGGAAAAGUCCCAGCCAAGCGUUCAGAGGUAGCUCCUACCCAAACAGAUAUCCACAUCGUGGCAUUUCAGGUGUGCAUCGACCAGAGGCGGGCUCAGUCAUUAGGAGGCAACCAUCCUCUCCAGCCAGACCAGCUUUUAACAGAGCUCCGCCCGAACGAAAUACACCAACGAUCCAGUCAAACUCUGCUUUCCCACGAAGGGACUGGCCGCCCUCUUCUUAUGGUCGUCCCGAUUGGUUUCCAGGAGCACGACGACCAGCAGCCCCAACAGUUGCUGAUGCAUCAAUGUUCUCUGCUGUACACUCAGAUGUUAGUUAUGCUGUUCCAGACUCAGGAUAUGCCUGGAGUGAGACAGACACACCUGAGAUUCCAGCUCGGGAUCUCAGGCCUGAUAUCUCAGAGUAUGAACGCUGGCUUUAUAGCUUUGGACCAUACCCGCCUCGGUCCUCUGAUUUAGACGGCAGCCAUAAAAUGCCCCUGGAUUUGCCGGAAGCUAAAGUGGAGCCACCAAAUGCCUGGAGACCAGGAGCGACCCCCUAUGAAUCAGGUUUUAGCAUGAGAGAGCAAGAGCCACCACCCAGAGCACCUGAACUCCCUGCAUCACAGGGAGACCCAAACUGUAAGGUCGAUCUUGCGUUCCUGAUGGAUGGCAGCUGGAGCAUCGGGAAGCGCCGUUUUAAGAUUCAGAAAGAUUUUCUGGCGGAGGUGGCUCAGGUCAUCAACGUGGGCAUGGCUGGACCCAUGAUGGGCAUCAUCCAAUACGGUGAUGAACCUGUGACAGAGUUCAGUCUGAGGACCUACUCCAGCUCCAGGGAUGUGAAGGCAGCUGUAGAUAAGAUCGUGCAGAAGGGUGGCUUGUCCAAUGUGGGAAAGGCCCUCUCCUACAUCAACAAGCAGUACUUCAGUGACGCCAAUGGAAACCGAGGAGGCGCUCCUAACGUAGCUGUGGUGCUUGUGGAUGGCUGGCCCACUGAUAAGGUCGAGGAGGCUUCUCGCCUUGCCCGAGAGUCUGGCAUUAACAUCUUCUUCGUCACCAUCGAGGGCGCGGAUGAGAACGAGAAACAAAACCUAGUUGAGGCCAACUUUGUUGAGAAGGCUGUGUGCCGAACAAACGGCUUCUUCUCCCUUCCUGUGAACAGCUGGUUUGCUCUGAGAAAAGCUGUCCAGCCUCUGGUGAAGCGGGUGUGUGACACAGACCGCCUGGUGUGCAGCAAGACUUGCCUCAACGCCAACGACAUCGCCUUCGUGAUCGACGGUUCAAGCAGCGUUGGGACGGGCAACUUCCGCACUGUGCUGCAGUUUGUGGCCAACGUCACACGGGAGUUUGAGAUCUCGGACACAGACACACGAGUGGGAGCUGUGCAGUACACCUAUGAGCAGAGGCUGGAGUUCGCCUUUGGACAAUACAAUAACAAGGCAGAGUUGCUGAACGCCAUCAAGCGCAUUAACUACUGGAGUGGCGGGACCAGCACCGGGGCCGCCAUCACCUUUGCAGCAGACCAGCUCUUUAGCAAAUCCAAACCCAACAAACGUAAGAUCAUGAUCGUUAUCACAGACGGGCGCUCUUAUGAUGACGUCAGGGCACCUGCACUGGCGGUCCAUCGCCAAGGUGUGAUCGCCUACUCCAUCGGCAUUGCCUGGGCCGCCCAGGACGAGCUGGAGUACAUCGCUACAGACCCCGACAAGGAGCACUCCUUCUUUGUGGACGAAUUUGACAACCUCUACAAAUACGUCUCCAAAAUCAUCCACAACAUCUGCCAGGAGUUCAACUCUCAGCCCAGAAACUGAGGUUGUAGGUGUGACGGAGGAGGAAGUGUCAGGAGGAGCAUGUUGGAUCCAGGCCCUCUUCAAAGGAACGUAAACAUUCUCACCCUGCAGGCCCAACAACGGUGUCGCCGGGUGGGAUGCAAAGCCUUUCUGUUAAAUAUUUGAUCACCCUUAGCAGGAUUUGUAAUAUCAUUUUAAAAUUGGUUUCCCUUUGUGGAAACAUUUUUAUCAAGGUUGUGCUGAUGAUAAAACCAGUUUGUUAGCCAGCUUUAUCCAUCCUGAAACCAGUUCUGAAGUCCAAGUUUAAGACGCCUACCCAUUAAAGACCUCACAGGACCACCUUCUUUCUUAGUACCACUGGCUGAAAGACCCCCAUUAACACGCUUGAAUCUAUUCGUUGUGUAGCAACCAUCAAACCAUCAAAUUGUGCAAUUUAUCAUUAUGGAUAUAGAUAUUCUUAAAUGAAAUAAUAACAGCAAUAGCUCCUAAAAUUAUACCAUUUGUCAUCUGAUUGCCAGGUUAUACUAAUGGUUAGCAUCGGUAAACAUUUAACAUGGAUAUCCAGAAGGAGAGCAGCAACACCUGCAUCACUUCUAAGCCUCGUUCUGCUUCUUUAAGAUCUGCUUGAAUCUGAAAAAUGGACCGCAGAGAAGAAGCUGUCAUGGAGUGAUAAG
Cyprinodon variegatus (sheepshead minnow) is the source of this 3374-nucleotide messenger RNA. It is a transcript of the gene vit, whose product is annotated as vitrin. Gene Ontology annotation, biological process: extracellular matrix organization; positive regulation of cell-substrate adhesion. The transcript is spliced from 23 exons. The record is from RefSeq and is a predicted model, not a curated record. Lineage: Eukaryota; Metazoa; Chordata; Actinopteri; Cyprinodontiformes; Cyprinodontidae. The coding region runs from base 211 to 2721 and encodes 836 amino acids.